GAUCCGUAUUUCUAAAGUAAACAUUAAAUAUUUCUAUUUUUUUAUUAUUAUGGCAUCAAGUAGUGUAACACCUGUUAGAAAGACAUCUCGUCGAUCUAAACCUAGUCUCAAGGCACUGGAGUCCCUAUACAUAUCAAAGUUGAGAAAUUCUGGCUUUGUGCAGGUUAUCAGUAGUGACGAGGAUUAUCGUUAUUUGUCUGAAGAGGAAGAAUAUCUUAACGUGGACAUAGAAAAACCGAAACUUCUGCACGAUAACGAAAUUGUAGCUGGAGAAGAAAUUUUCAAAUUUCAGAGUAGAAGGCAACGUGAUGCUCUUGCUCAAAAGGUUGCAGAAACUUGUGUCCAAAAAACUCCUCAUGUUGUAAGACGUAAAACUAGGACUAAAAUUCAGAAACUCUUGGAGGCCGAAUAUGAAGAAAGUGGCAGUGAAUACGAAAUUUCUUCAAGUGCGAGUAGUAGCUCAGAGAGUGAAGAUCAUAGUAAUGAGAGAACACAAAGCAGUGAUGAAGAACCAGAACCACCUAAAGAUAAGAUUAAAUCUUUACAAAACAAAGUAAAAUUCGUUGAUACACAGCUACAACCAGCAAGAACAAAAGCCAGAGGCAAGUACACUAUAAACUCGGAUGAAUAUUUCGCAAAUACAGCAUCAAAGAAAAUUCAGACCUCCAACAAUACAUUAGAUAAGUUAGAAACUCCAAGAUUACCACAGUAUCAAUUACAGAAAUUAUUGAAAAAUAUGAAACUCUCUGAAAAACAUGAAAAAGCGAUGAAAAGAUUAUCUGAAAUUAACGAAAGUUUCUUUACGAAAUGGCUGUAUCUUUUAAAUGAAAACUUUAACAUACUGUUAUAUGGACUUGGAUCUAAGAAAAACAUUCUCCAAAGUUUUCAAAAUCAGUAUUUAAAUGAUCAUCCAGUUAUCGUCGUCAAUGGAUUCUUUCCAACAUUAUCAAUCAAAAAUAUUUUGGACGGGAUUUUAAUUGAUUUGUUUGAGUUACAGGAUGUCCCUUCAAAUAUCAAUGAAGCAUGUGAAUUAAUUAUUCAAGAACUUACAAGUAUGCCUGAAUUACGUCUAUAUUUAAUUAUUCACAACAUUGAAGGAGAAAUGAUAAAAAAUAGUAAGUCACAGAAUAUAUUAGCCAGGUUGGCUGCAGUUAAAAAUAUUCAUUUAAUUGCUUCGAUAGACCAUAUUAAUGCUCCACUGAUUUGGGAUCACAACAAAUUGAGUAAAUUCAACUAUAUAUGGUGGGAUGUUACAUCUUUUUUACCUUAUCUGGAGGAAACAUCAUUUGAACGUUCUAUGAUGAUCCAGCAAAGUGGAACGUUGGCCUUAUCGUCAUUAAGAAACGUAUUUUUAUCACUCACGACAAAUUCCAAAAGCAUAUAUAUUAUUAUCGUUAAACAUCAACUGGAGAAUUCCAAAAAACAGUAUUACCAGGGCUUAGCUUUUAAAGAUCUGUAUAUGGCUUGUAGGGAAGCAUUCAUCGUAAGCUCGGAUUUGGCUCUGAGGGCUCAGUUAACUGAAUUUGUAGACCACAAAAUGGUAAAGCUGAAGAGAUCGGUUGAAGGUACAGAGUAUUUAACGAUACCACUCGCAAAUAACCUAUUGCAAAAAUUCUUAGACGAGAACUCGUAAUUUAAGUGAAUUUAUUUGU
Anoplophora glabripennis (Asian longhorned beetle) is the source of this 1652-nucleotide messenger RNA. RefSeq names its product origin recognition complex subunit 2 (gene Orc2). NCBI's taxonomy places the organism in Eukaryota, Metazoa, Arthropoda, Insecta, Coleoptera, Cerambycidae. The transcript has a single exon. Gene Ontology annotation, molecular function: DNA replication origin binding. Gene Ontology annotation, cellular component: nuclear origin of replication recognition complex; nucleus. Bases 50 to 1633 code for a protein of 527 amino acids. The record is from RefSeq and is a predicted model, not a curated record. Gene Ontology annotation, biological process: DNA replication.